AUGUCUACCGGCACCGUAUCCCGCCCUCUCGCAGUUCCUCAUCUGACCCUCCCCAACGCCGACGACCAUUUCUCCGCCUACGCCCCCACAUCUGCCUAUAAACAGAAGAUACAGGCUUACCGUGAAUCUAUCGACGAAGAAUUGCGCGGUUAUGACGCGCGUAUCGGUCAGGAAUUCGAGGAAAGGGUGGAAGUUUGGGAAAAGAUCACCAGCCAUCCAGAAAAGAAGGAGAGGAUAAGGCUCCGCGCGGAGGCGCAGCUUGCUUCGGAGAGGGAGGAGCUCGUGAAGGGUUUGGAAAGCGACUUUCAACACUAUUCAAAAGUGUGGUUGCUGGAAGAUAUGGCGUUGACAUCAGCAAUGAAUCAGAAGUGA
This is a messenger RNA of Cryptococcus wingfieldii CBS 7118, 372 nucleotides long. RefSeq lists its product as hypothetical. Bases 1 to 372 code for a protein of 123 amino acids. The transcript has 2 exons. The record is from RefSeq and is a predicted model, not a curated record. Lineage: Eukaryota; Fungi; Basidiomycota; Tremellomycetes; Tremellales; Cryptococcaceae.